This is a messenger RNA of Saccostrea echinata, 600 nucleotides long. Its product is annotated as bolA-like protein 2. Bases 22 to 285 code for a protein of 87 amino acids. The record is from RefSeq and is a predicted model, not a curated record. NCBI's taxonomy places the organism in Eukaryota, Metazoa, Mollusca, Bivalvia, Ostreida, Ostreidae. Gene Ontology annotation, biological process: intracellular iron ion homeostasis. The transcript is spliced from 3 exons. Gene Ontology annotation, molecular function: 2 iron, 2 sulfur cluster binding. Gene Ontology annotation, cellular component: nucleus; cytosol.
AUUAAAACCAAAAGUAUCGGUAUGUCGAGCACGGAGCACAUUGAACAAAAAUUAAAAACAUCGCCGGAGCUGGCUGAUCUGACUCACUUGGAAGUGGUUGAUAUGUCAGAUGGAUGUGGUGCCAAAUUUCAGACUGUGAUUGUUUCUUCCAAGUUUGAGGGGCUCCCUCUUCUUCAAAGACACAGAUUAGUGAAUAAAGUUUUAGAAGAGGAAUUGAAAGUCAUUCAUGCCUUCCAGAUGAAGACCCUGACACCUGAACAGUGGGAGAAAACAAAGUCCUCGUGAUGGGGUCAGGAAAGUGUUUGAUGAAGUGGACUUUAACACAGAGGACUGUGAACGACAUUGAAGUGGACUGAAGUAGUACUACACAUACCCCAGAUCAACAGAACAAUCUUUACUAAAUUGUAAAUGAAAUUAAUGUAGAUGAACUUUUAUUGAAUACAGUGUAUCUUGUCUCCAGAGUAAGUAAAAGCCACAUAUUUCUUGCUCUUUGCAGUCACUACAGAUACAUGUACAUGAUUAUACAGAGACACCAUGUAAGAAAUGCCAUUGUUUUAGUGAACUUUGUAGUGAAAUAAAGUAUAAUAGUGAAUACAUGUA